Molecule: messenger RNA, 487 nt
Organism: Brassica napus (rape)
Lineage: Eukaryota; Viridiplantae; Streptophyta; Magnoliopsida; Brassicales; Brassicaceae
Product: monothiol glutaredoxin-S10
Exons: 1
Coding region: 1-309 (102 amino acids)
Source: RefSeq, a predicted model, not a curated record
AUGGAUGUGGUAGCAACAUUGGCGUCACAAAGAGCAGUGGUGAUAUUCAGCAAGAGUACUUGUUGUAUGUCUCAUGCAAUCAAACGUCUUUUUUACGAGCAAGGAGUGAGCCCAGCAAUUGUAGAGAUCGAUCAGAACAUGUACGGUAAAGAUAUCGAGUGGGCCUUGGCUCGUUUAGGUUGCAGCCCUACUGUUCCGGCAGUUUUUGUCGGAGGGAAAUUUGUAGGAACGGCCAAUACCGUCAUGACUCUUCAUCUCAAUGGCUCAUUGAAAAGGUUGCUCAAAGAAGCUGGUGCUUUGUGGCUAUAGUACUUAAUGGAUGUAUUCUUGAGUGAUUUACAUUGUGAUCUUUUUCUCUGACUUUUGAAAAUGUCUUCACUUUAUGUACGUAUUAAAAGCGUAUGUGAAGAACUACUUUGUAUUGAGAAUUAUAUUUCUCUUUGUGGAAGUUGAUUUAAUGAUUGACUAUUACCCGUUUGGACAGUAA